CUCCGCCUCCGCCUCCGCCUCCCCACGCUGCGGUCUGCGUCUAUAAAUACGACUCUCCCGGCGGGUCUUCUGCCCGCCCGCCUCCUGUCUUGCCCAGCAGCACGACAGCAGGCAGCUGCGUGCGCCAUUGCACACCUCCGGCCGGCUGCUGCCGUGCUGCCGCCGCCGCGCAUCUGUCCUCGUCCCCGCAAAUCGCCUUGUGCCUCGUCCCACAUACGUAAGGUGCUUGGUUGCAGGUUUGGCGCCUCCGUACAGGCGGUGUGCCGCUCGUGUUUGCUGAUGUUCAUCUAAUUGUAUCGCCGGGGGGAAAGAGUAAUUGUCAAGGCAAGUAAAGGGAUAGAUUGGAGGCCAUUAAUCACGGUUCAGAAAUAGCUAUUGAAGCGGCAAGAUGGUUAAUUUUGGAAAGAAAUUGAUGGUAGAUCAAGUAGAAGAAUGGAAAGGAUACUACAUCAAUUACAAAUUGAUGAAGAAAAUGUUAAAGCAAUAUGUUGAACAGACCCAACAUGGUGGGAAAGAUUGUGAACGCGUUCUUAAAGAGUUUUCAAGGAUUCUUGAUGACCAGAUUGAAAGGAUCGUACUUUUUCUGCUACAACAACAAGGCCAUCUUGCCGGUAGGAUUGAGGAAUUGGGAGAACAAAGCACUGCUCUUCUAGAACAGUAUGAUAUAUCACAAGUUUCUCAGCUACGUGAUGCAUACAGAGAAGUUGGGUUUGAUCUUAUAAAGCUUCUCCGCUUUGUCGAUAUGAAUGCUACUGGUAUACGGAAGAUACUAAAGAAAUUUGAUAAGCGCUUCGGCUACAAGUUUACAGAUUAUUAUGUAACCACUCGUGCAAACCACCCUUAUUCUCAGCUUCAGCAAGUCUUUAAGCAAGUGGGAAUUGUAGCUGUAGUAGGUGCAUUAUCGCGCAACCUUGAGUAUCUGCAACACCAUGAAGGAAGCUUUGUAUCCAUCUAUGAUCAUCCAGCAGUUACCUUGAAGGAUCCUGUUAUAGACCAAGUAAACCAUGCAGUACAGAAACUUACACAUGCCACGAAUUUUUUGCAAUUUUUGGGCCAACACUCACUUAUUGUCCAGGAAGAUGCACAAAGCGGGUCGGAGGAUCUUGUUGAUGACCAGAACUACCAUUUCAUGUCUCUAAUACUUAAUCUAGUGAACACGUUCCUUUACAUGGUGAAUACAUAUAUCAUUGUGCCGACUGCAGAUGACUAUGCAGUAAGCCUUGGGGCAGCUGCAACUGUCUGUGGUAUAAUUAUAGGAUCAAUGGCAGUCGCUCAAGUGUUCUCCUCAGUCUACUUCAGUGCCUGGUCAAAUAGGUCCUACUUCAGGCCUCUUGUAUUCAGUAGUAUUAUGCUGUUUCUCGGAAACCUGCUAUAUGCAUUGGCAUAUGAUCUGAAUUCACUAAUAGUUCUCCUGAUUGGACGACUACUAUGCGGGUUAGGCUCUGCAAGAGCAGUGAAUCGUCGCUAUAUCAGUGACUGUGUGCCUCUCAAGAUGAGGCUACAAGCCUCUGCCGGAUUCGUUAGUGCUAGUGCUCUUGGCAUGGCAUGUGGCCCUGCUCUUGCUGGUUUUCUCCAGACAAAAUUCAAGAUAUUUUCGCUCAAUUUUAAUCAGAGCACAUUACCUGGAUGGGUCAUGUGCAUUGCUUGGCUUAUUUAUUUGCUGUGGCUGUGGCUUACAUUCAAGGAGCCAGAACACUUUACUAAAACUGUUGUCAGUGAACAGCCGUCAGAAUCCAGUCACCAAGGAAAUGCUAACUUGGAGGAAGGUUUAGCUCAACCAUUGCUUAUAGGUACAGAACGAAGGCAGGAUGAGAACUCGGAGGACAAUGAUGAUAAUGAAGUAGCCUCGCAAAACUCUCAUGAACCUGCAACAUCAAUUGCUUCAGCAUACAGAUUGCUGACUCCAUCCGUGAAGGCCCAGCUAUUGAUAUACUUUAUGCUCAAGUACGCUAUGGAAAUUUUACUCUCUGAGUCAAGCGUUGUCACUACAUACUAUUUUAGCUGGUCUACAAGUGCUGUGGCCAUCUUUCUAGCGAUUCUUGGAUUAACGGUUCUUCCAGUAAAUGCCAUUGUUGGAAGCUACAUUACAAAUUUGUUUGAGGACAGGCAAAUUUUGUUGGCAUCUGAAGUCAUGGUUCUCAUUGGUAUAAUCAUGAGUUUUCGCUUCACACCUCACUACUCCAUUCCGCAAUAUGUCAUUUCAGCUCUCAUCACAUUUGUAUUUGCUGAGGUGCUUGAAGGAGUGAAUCUGUCCUUGCUUUCACGAGUAAUGUCGUCAAGGCUUUCCCGAGGGACCUACAAUGGUGGACUCCUCUCAACAGAGGCUGGGACUUUGGCCCGUGUGAUUGCAGAUGCCACAAUUACCGCAGCAGGUUACCUAGGCACGGACCUCCUCCUCAACGUCACUCUUCUGCCACCUCUUGUGAUCUGCAUACUCUCCAUCGCUGCAACACUCUACACGUACAACACGCUCUACUGAAGAGGCAUGUUUAUUCCCUUGUAGCUAUACAGCAAUGAUCCUUGUUAAAACGAUUCAUGGGUUUGCAUAUUUGUUCAAGCAUGGUUUGUAAACAUUCAAUGAAGUGUAUUUGUAACAUUUAUUGUAUUCAAUCAUUGCAUUACGUAAAGAUUCAUCCUGUAAA
Molecule: messenger RNA, 2642 nt
Organism: Panicum hallii
Lineage: Eukaryota; Viridiplantae; Streptophyta; Magnoliopsida; Poales; Poaceae
Product: SPX domain-containing membrane protein OsI_17046
Exons: 12
Coding region: 389-2479 (696 amino acids)
Biological process (GO): transmembrane transport
Cellular component (GO): membrane
Molecular function (GO): transmembrane transporter activity
Source: RefSeq, a predicted model, not a curated record